Messenger RNA from Plectropomus leopardus (leopard coralgrouper), 3211 nucleotides. RefSeq names its product DCN1, defective in cullin neddylation 1, domain containing 4 (S. cerevisiae) (gene dcun1d4). The record is from RefSeq and is a predicted model, not a curated record. NCBI's taxonomy places the organism in Eukaryota, Metazoa, Chordata, Actinopteri, Perciformes, Serranidae. Gene Ontology annotation, molecular function: cullin family protein binding; ubiquitin conjugating enzyme binding; ubiquitin-like protein binding. Gene Ontology annotation, cellular component: ubiquitin ligase complex. Gene Ontology annotation, biological process: protein neddylation.
GGGGUAAAUGUUGGGGGGUAGAGGGGUCUGAAAGAAAUAGUUGUUUUGUUAGGGCUUGGGAAUUGUAGUUUAGUUCGACAACCAGAGCGGAUUUUAAAUGGCUUCUUUGAAGGAAACGGACUACAACACCCAUGCACCCAACUCUCUAGAUACUUUGUAAACUCUGUGCAAGUUGCGCGUCUGCACUGCUAUUUUAGGUAUGCAGCUAAUGCUAUCUGGUCGGCAGUGAGUAUUUUGUCCGGUUUGGCAGCUAGAAAUAAAUUGAAAGCACCGGGAUUUGAUGACAGCUUUUGAGCGGGGACGCAUAGAUGACAUUUGGCGACAAGAUUUACAGCUGAAUUCCCACUUGACUACACUGGCCAGCAUCCAUAAGAUCCACCACACCUUGCACAGGCUGAACCUGACAGAAGACGUUGGACAGGAUAGCCACCCCUCAGCUUGUUGCUCCAGAGCCAUGCCUCCUAGGAAAAAGAGGAGACCCUCUGCAGGGGAUGACAUGUCAGCCAAGAAAAGUCGGCAGGACAGCGUUUUCAGAAAACAUGAAACAUCACAAAUCCGCGAGGAGGAGACAUUUUCAAGUAAAAGAUGCUUGGAGUGGUUCUAUGAAUAUGCAGGUUGUGAUGACGUGGUGGGUCCGGAGGGCAUGGAGAAGUUCUGUGAGGACAUUGGAGUCGAGCCCGAGAAUGUGGUGAUGCUGGUUCUUGCUUGGAAGCUGGAUGCCCAGAGUAUGGGAUAUUUCACUCUGCAGGAGUGGCUGAGAGGCAUGGGCUCACUGCAGUGCGACUCCACAGAGAGGCUGAGGAACUCGCUCGACUACCUGAGAUCUGUCCUAAACGACAGCACCAGUUUUAAACUCAUUUAUAGAUAUGCCUUUGAUUUUGCUCGGGAAAAGGAUCAGAGGAGUUUGGACAUGAACACAGCCAAGUGUAUGCUGGGGCUUCUUCUGGGAAAGACGUGGCCCCUGUUUCCUGUGUUUAAUCAGUUUCUAGAGCAAUCCAAGUACAAAGUCAUCAACAAAGACCAAUGGUGCAAUGUUUUAGAGUUCAGCAGGACAAUCAACCUGGACCUCAGUAACUACGAUGAGGAUGGUGCCUGGCCAGUUUUGUUGGACGAGUUUGUGGAAUGGUACAAGGAAAGACAGAUGUCAUAGGUGCGGUGCAAAAAAUGGAAAAAAAUACAACUGUGACAACGACUAUGAGAAUCAACAACCAAUAAGUAAAUACAAAAAUGGUAAAGCAGUGACUGUGGGUGCUUCCUGGUGGAGGAGGGGUUCGGGCUGUGGGUGGGCUAGGGUGGGGGCACUGGGUUUCCAGCCUGGGUGCAUGCUGCCCAGAGCGCGGAGGCCUGCCAUUGUGGAGUUAUGUUCCCUACCGAAGUUGCAUAGUGGGCAAGCUUGCAGCAAUCCCCGGUGGCAUUGCUCUCUCUCACUGUGACAUGUCAUAUUGCUGUCUGUGUUAGGAUAACAUGGUAUCAUACGUGGACGAUGAAAGCAAAAUGGUAUUGUGUGGGAGAACCACUCCUCACCCCUUGUCUUCAGCACAGAGAAACCAACAGUGACCAUUCAUGCAUUGUGUCUGAGUCUUAACAGGGUCGCUUUGACCUGGGCACAUCUAAAUAUUAUAUAUCUGUGCAAUGAACUUGAACUUGAGCUUUUCUGGACAGAUGGCACUAACUAUUGUUUGUCAUAUUUUGAGUUAGAUAGUUCUUCAAGAAGCACACUGUGUCAAAUGGUUGAUCGCAGGUUUCCGGUGCCUGUGGUGUUUACUAUUGAUUUGUGCCAGUGAUUUUUUUCUUUUUUUCCCCUCCAGUUUUUGUUCCCUCCUGCUGUUUUGCUCCAGCUAAUGCUAACAGUUUGCUAGCUCCCUGCAAAGGCUUCAGACCUCAUAACACCAAACAAAUCAGCAUUGCUGCUUACUAACUCUUAUUACAGUACAGCGGUGAGCCACUAGUGCUCUGAUCAGCAUUUAUUGGUCCGAUGACCGAUUUAUGUAUCUACGUUCUGUAGGUAAGAGUAUUAUUGUGCCUCAAAACAUGGAAGUCACUUUGUGUGUCCCACACACAUACCAACAAACCCAAAUGUACAUACACGUGUGAGAACACAUACGACACAUGCACACACAGACACACUGAGUGGUCAGGGAUUACUUCAGGAUGAAUUCAGACUGUUUGGGCUGUGUUAUAAGUUGACCUAGAGCUUGUUGGUGUCCAUUUUGUCUUGAUGUGUGGCAUCCGUUUUGUCCUCCUUAGUCCACUGAUAGUUUCAGGUCUCCUCUUACUAGUAGCAUCUCUCCCAACACUGACAGUGUUAUUAUAACUACAGUGGAAGACCAGUGACCCUCUCAGGACGAGGUCCUUGAGGCUUGAGUAGAAAGGUAGGUUUGCUGAAAGCAUUGGUUUGUACCACCCGUAGGAUCUAAUCAAAACAGUGGACACUGACAGUUUGAAACUGUGUGAUGAUGCUAUGCUGUUCUUUUCGCCUAGUAUAAUGUUCUUGUAACACAUGUAUAAAUUUUUGUCUUUGGCUGUGGUGUGAUGCUGAAUCGUCAGAUUUAAUAUUUGCAUGCAUGCUCCAACAGAGCCUUUUGUGAAUGGAUGAGAUUUUUUGAAAACAUUUUUCAAAUACGUUUUUGUUUUGUACAGGAAUUUGUGCAAGUGUUUUGUGCUUAUUUUGAUAUUCACGAUCAUGUUCUCUUAAUUCUGAUGAACAACAUGACUGUGUCUAUUAAGACCUGGAACACACCUGUAACCUCACGGUGGAGCAGGAGUUCCCUCCUGCAUUUACCCCAUCUUUACACAUCCUUACACAUGCUGUAAAGCUUCAGGUAGCUGCAGCCAGUAUACAGGAUGCUAUUUUAUUUAUUUUAUUUACACUGUCAUGAUACCCACAGAACACACAUUAAAAUUUGUUGUGAAGAUAAAACACAUCAGUUCUCAUGUCAUUGAAAUUCACUGCAGCUGAAACUACAUGAAAGCCUCUAAUGUCAUUACAAUGCAUCAACCAUCAGCAUAACAUCUGAGACUGAGAUAGUUGUUGGAUUGCUUACCAAAUACUGUGUAGAAAUCAGUGUUUUAGUAUUCUGCCAUGACAAUGCAGGAGGAUGAACACCCUUGUCCCAACUGUAGAUAUGUAUGUAAACUAUGUAAGUGUCUAUAUGUCUGUUUUCACUAUAACCUAUGUCUAUAUACAUAAAUAAAAGGGUUUAUUAACUUA